UUACUCUAUCCUCUCCCACACCCAACAAAUAGGCAAAACGUUCCCCGCCUGAGGCUCCUCAAAAACCAUGGACUUCAAUUCUCAGUAUCUUCACCCUUAACACCUCUAACACAAGCUUCUGUAAAUGGCAAGCUCUGAUAUCUCCAUAUUUCAGUCCAAGAAACUCUCUCUUUUCCUCAACAUAUCCUUCCUCUUCCUCCUCUCUGUCUUUCUCAAAACUCAUCUUUUCCCCUCCAACUCAAGUUUGCUUCAUCUAUCCCUUGGAACUCCUACGAUUUCUUCCGUCUCCAAUCCUCUGUUCCUCCGUAGUAUCGGAACAGAUGGCUGCACCGGCCUCCAAAACUACCAAGAUAACGAGUACAAGUGCUUGUAUGUCAAAACACAUAUUGGCUGCAGGCCCAAAGGGUACAUAAGUUAUCUGCAAUUCUUUUACUGCAAUUUUGGGCAGUUUCCUUUCCUGGGUCAUGUUGUACUUUUGUUAUGGCUUCUGGUUCUGUUCUAUCUAUUGGGUAAUACAGCUGCAAACUAUUUCUGUUCUUCUUUGGAAAGCUUGUCUAAGCUCAUGAAGCUUUCUCCAAUCAUAGCAGGAGUCACCCUUCUUUCACUUGGAAAUGGGGCUUCUGAUGUCUUUGCUUCCAUUGUCUCUUUCACAAGAUCUGGGAGUGGUGAUGUUGGUCUAAACAGCGUUUUGGGAGGUGCCUUCUUUAUAUCGAGUGUUGUUGUCGGAAUAAUAAGUAUUUUGAUUAGCUCUCGUCAUAUUUCAGUUGACAAAUCGAGCUUUAUCAGAGAUGUUAUCUUCUCUCUCUUCUCUCUUUUCUCUCUUCUCUUGAUCAUAGCCAUUGGGGAAAUCAACUUGUGGGGUGCGAUUUGUUUUGCUUCUAUUUAUUUUGUAUACGUUUUCACCGUCUCGGCCACUCAUUUCUUCUGUAGAAAUGAGGGGACUUCUAAUUCAAACCAAGAUACAGGCGAAAUCGCAAUCCCGUUACUUGGUUCUGUCGAUGAUGAAAAGCCAAUCUUAGUGGAGAAAACCGAUCUUGAAGAACAACUGCAGAUUCCAAGCUUUUUGCAUCUCAAUUCAUCAACUUGUUACUAUUUUAGCAAUAUUUUACAUGUUUUGGAGCUGCCUCUUCAGUUGCCAAGAAGACUGACUAUCCCCGUUGUUAGUGAGGAGAGCUGGUCUAAGCCAUAUGCAGUGAUCUCGGUUACUUUGGCACCACUUCUCUUGGCAGCGAUUUCUAACACACAGAGAGAAAACGUGGGUUUAAGGAGCAGCCUGGUGACGUAUUUGACAGCAGGAUUGAUUGGGAUGGUUUUUGGGAAUCUUGCAUUUGUGACCACCAAAAAGUCUAGCCCACCAAAGAGGUGCUUGUUCCCAUGGCUGGCAGGAGGGUUUUUGAUGAGUGUCACUUGGACAUAUAUCAUUGCUGAGGAAUUAGUUUCUUUGUUGCUUUCUAUUGGGCAUAUAAUUGGGAUUAACCCUUCAAUUCUGGGGCUAACAGUCCUAGCUUGGGGCAACUCCCUUGGAGAUUUAAUAGCCAAUACUGCCAUGGCAAUCAAUGGAGGGACAGAUGGGGUCCAGAUCGCCAUAUCAGGAUGCUAUGCUGGGCCCCUGUUCAAUGUCUUAAUGGGCAUAGGCUUGUCACUUGUUUUAUCAUCGUGGUCUGUAUAUCCAUCUUCUUUUGUGAUUCCUACAGACCCUUCCCUCUAUGAAACUGUGGGGUUUCUGAUUGGAGGUUUGCUUUGGGCUCUUGUGAUAUUACCAAAGAAGAAUAUGAGGCUGGAUAGGUUUCUUGGAGUUGGGCUUUUGACCAUCUAUGUCUGCUUUCUGUUCCUAAGGCUGGCCAGAGCACUUGGUCUUCUGAACCUUCAUGGGACCUCCUUCAAACUCUGAGAAAGGAGAGCUCUUUUCAAUGGUGGAACUUUAUGUAUAUUUGCUGAAACCUUCUGUAAGCAUCAAUACUCUUUGUAACUUUGGUUCAUUUUCCCUUUUGCCCCUUUAAAGGGUGGGCCUCUUUUCUAGAGUGGAACUUAAAAUACGAUGUUGUGUUAAUGCAUAUAAUGUUAAUAUAUUUCCUACCAA
Messenger RNA from Juglans regia (Persian walnut), 2080 nucleotides. Its product is annotated as cation/calcium exchanger 1. Bases 125 to 1891 code for a protein of 588 amino acids. Gene Ontology annotation, molecular function: monoatomic cation transmembrane transporter activity. The transcript has a single exon. Gene Ontology annotation, cellular component: membrane. The record is from RefSeq and is a predicted model, not a curated record. Gene Ontology annotation, biological process: transmembrane transport; monoatomic cation transport. Lineage: Eukaryota; Viridiplantae; Streptophyta; Magnoliopsida; Fagales; Juglandaceae.